CCUACACGCAGAAGGAGAACGUCCGCGGCACAGCAAAGCCAACACAGUCUUGUCCACAGUGUGUGAAAGAGAGGGAGAGAGAGAGGUGGGGGGAAACAGCUGCAAGCGGAUACUCAACAUCAACAAGCUGUAUGAGGCAUCUGUGAGGAAGGAGAAGGCAUUUGACGAGAGAAGGGGUUCCUGGCGGGUUUCCCUCUUUUUGUGAUUUCAAGAACAGAGGCGUGGAGCUCAGAAGAAUAUCCUACAAGUGGUGAAGCGAUGGUUUAGCGGGGCAAUUUGAUAGGUUCUCUGUGUUUUUUCUACAGCACACUCGCCCGACGACACUGUUAAUUCCGAGCAGCAAUCCCCCAAACAUCUGUGGUCGCUCUCUUGAGGGAGAUGGCUGUUUUCCGGCUGUCGCUGCUGCUGCAAGUUGGAUUUGUGAUUGGAUCAAACCAUAAAUACGCGGAAUGGUCAGGGCACGGGGAGGAUAACGGGGCACGGGAGGCGAUUCACGGCGCUCAGACGCACCGCUGGCAGCUGGCGCAUCUCCGUGCGCCUCAUCACGCUGCCGGGGAGACGGCGGAGCUGCCGCAGAAGACAGACGAGCUUCUACCCAGGGUCGUCACGGCUUUUUUACACACCGGGGACUCGACCACCUUAAAGCAUGCCAACUGCUCGCGAAAGUACGAGCUCACCUCUCUGCGGGGAAGGUCACACGCUACCCCGCAUUACUCCAUGAGCAGCGUGCUGGAUACGGUGCUGCACGCCACAAACUUCCUCAACAUGAUCCUGCAAGCCAACAGGUCCAGGGAGCACAACCUCCGGCGUGACAUUGAGUGGUACCACGCGUUAGUCAGGAGUAUACUGGAGGGAGACGCCAAGAUUCACCGGGCGGUUGUUACUUUUAGCGGGGAUUCAUCCUUCCCGGGGCCCUCGGUGCUUCUUCAAGCCACCAGGGCCGGCGGUGAAAUAGUACUCCAAGACCUCUCCAGCAUGGCCCACCGACAUCUGCACAACCGCACGGCAGAGACAGAGUGGUACCACGAAAUAAAAGACAGGAAGAACCCAAAUUUCCAUAAAAGAGCGCUGAGCCAAGAUUUCAGAUCGGUGGACAAUUCAGUGAAAAGAGGAGAGAGUUUUAUUCCGGACAAGACGCACGUCAGAUGGUCUGCGCCCUACUUGGAGUGCGAGAAUGGGAAUUUUGUUCCCCGUUGGCUUUUGACCUUAUCUGCUGCCUUCUAUGGCCUGAAAUCCAACCUGGCUCCUGAAUUCAGGGGAGUGGUUCGAGUGGACAUUAAUCUACAGGAUGUUGAUAUCGACCAGUGCUCCACUGAUGGCUGGUUUGCUGGAACCCAUCGAUGCAACCUGACCACUAUGGAGUGUUUGCCGAUCCGUGGUCACGGAUUUGUCUUGGACAAGUACAAGUGCCACUGCAGGAAAGGUUUCUAUCAUCCCAACAGAGUAGCUGUCAAUGGUUUUACAAGAAUGGGGAGGAAGGGAAAACCUGCAGAUAGCAGUCCCAACACAGAGGAGGGAUCUUCCAGUGACUGCCUGCCUUGCCAGCAGGGUUGUGCCUACUGUAAAGAUGACACCCCCUGUGUGGUACAAGAGGAUGGCGCUCUUCGCAUGGCUGUGGUCUCUUUCCAGUGCCUCUGCAUGCUGAUCGUCUUCAUUAGCAUGGUCCUUAUAUACCACUUUCGUAGGAAUAAGAGUAUCAGAGCAUCAGGUCUUGUCCUGCUGGAGGCCAUCCUGUGCGGGGCUCUGCUUCUCUACUUUCCAGUUGGGAUUCUCUACUUCCAGCCCAGUGUUUUCCGUUGCAUCCUUCUGCGUUGGGUUCGACUGCUGGGUUUCGCUACCGUCUACGGGAUGCUGACUCUUAAGUUGUACAGGGUGCUGAAGGUGUUCCUGUCCCGUACAGCCCAGAGGAUCCCCUAUAUGACCAGCUGGCGAGUGCUACGUCUGCUGGGCAUCAUUCUGCUCAUCGUCUGCUGGUUCCUGGUGGCUUGGACAUCUGCUGUCUGUCAGAACCCGGACAGGAAGUUGGCUCUCAUCGAGGUGGGCUACACGCCCAAUGGGCUGCAGUUCAGCAUGUGCCUCCUGGAUCGCUGGGACUAUAUGAUGGCUGUUGCCGAGUUCCUCUUCCUGCUGUGGGCGGUCUAUCUGUGUUACGCCGUGAGGACUGUGCCGUCGGCCUUCCACGAGCCUCGCUACAUGGCCAUCGCUGUUCACAAUGAGCUUGUGCUGUCAGCUAUAUUCUACAUCAUCAGGUUCACUCUCGCUCCUGAGCUGCAUCCAGACUGGAUGCUGCUCCUGUUCUUCACCCACACUCACCUAACUGUCACUGUCACCCUGGGUCUUCUACUCAUUCCUAAGUUCCUGUUUGCUGGCACCCACAUGAGAGACGAUAUCGCGUCUGAGGCCUAUGAGGACGAGUUGGACAUGGGUCGCUCUGGAUCGUACCUCAACAGCAGCAUAACGUCAGCAUGGAGCGAGCACAGCCUGGACCCUGAGGACAUCAGGGAAGAGCUGAAGAAACUGUACUCCCAGUUGGAGAUUUACAAAAGGAAGAAGAUGCUAGCAAACAACCCUCAUCUCCAGAAAAAGCGAAGCUCUAAGAAAGGGCUAGGUCGCUCGCUGAUGAGGCGCAUCACAGAGAUUCCCGAGUCCGUGCAUCGCCAGUGCAGCCGUGAAGAGAAGGAAGCGGGAGAGCAUGGCAGCAAUCGUAACAGCAUCUCCAUGCUGAAGAAAACCCCCUUGGAUACGACUCACCCAGCAAAACCAGCGAAGGAAGAGACACUGAAGAACAAGGUGUUCUCCCUGAAGAAGUCACACAGUAGCUAUGAUCACGUCCGGGACCAGAAUGAGGACUCCAGCAGCACUGUAAAUGAUAAGAUUGAUGAGAACACAGCUGAAGGGUCCCUCCUGGAUACACUUAUGGGCAAGAAGCUGGUCAAGAAGACAUCCAGUGAGAACAUAAACGCCCCCAGUGAAUCUACAGAAUCAGUUCCCUUGGUAUGCAAGUCAGCAAGCGCCCAUAAUCUCUCUGCAGACAAGAAACCAAUUCAUCCUAGAGCCUCCAUGCUGCAGAAGUCCCUCAGUGUCAUUGCUAGUGCCAAAGAGAAGACUUUGGGCUUGACUGGAAAGACCCAGGGUACAGAGGAAAGCAAUAAGAAGAGUCAGCCAAAGAGCAAAGACACAAAGGCAAAUGUAGAGCCAGAAAAUGAAUGCCAACCCAAGAUGAUUAUCAGCCAGUCAGUCGAGUACAAACAAAGCACCACAAAAGGCAUAAUCAUGAAACAGCCAGUUAGUGGCAGCCAACCGACAAUCUGCUCCGAACCCAUUAAGGGAAAAGACCUCUAUGAUCUCUCAGAAGUAUGCCCCUGGGAGGUGGAAGAUCUCCCAACUCCAUCUGAAAAUAAGGUUCAAAAGCAUGUAUCUAUUGCACCAAAGGAAACCACAACUGUUCAUGGAGGUAGCACGAAAGGAGCCAAGUCUCAGAAGCAGAAAGGUUCUGAUCAUUCUCCAUCCAGUGGCAGGCACCCAAAGGAGAUUCAGAGGUCAUCGGCUAUUCGAGCAGAGGUGUGCCCAUGGGAAGACAGAGGUGAGAGUCAAGCCAGUCAAGCGGAACCAUCGAAGCAAUCGAUGUCUCAGUCUAAAGCCCAGCAGCCUCCCUCUUCAGUUGAAAGCUCCAGAACACAUCGGGCAGAUGUUUGUCCCUGGGACUUCGAAGAGCUGAAAAAACCAACAGAGUCAGCUCACUCACCAGACGUGACAAAGCAGAAAAAGGGAACCUCUCCAAUGGAUGUGAGAGAUCCACCUAAAGGAUCACUCCAGCCACUAAUAUCAAAAGUCAACGUCUGUCCACGGGAAUUCGACAACAGUGCAGCUGCUCCAAAUUCAGAGAGGAUACCCAGCCCCUCACAAGCACCCAAAACCAAGGAGUCCCCUUCUAAAAAGAAAGGGCCCCCUUUCACAAGAACAGUUGACCAAGAAAAAUCAAAAGACACUGAUGAUGAGAAAAGCAGAACAAAGGUGAAGGACAAGAGUAAAUCUUCAGAGAAACAUGUCGGCCAGCAAAAAAUGGCCGAGGUCUGCCCGUGGGAUGUAGAGAGUCACCAGGAAAUGCUGCUGGUAGAAAAAAGGAAAAGCGCUAAUGUUGGAGCAGCCAAAGAAAAGCAGGCGGAAGUCUGUCCGUGGGAUUUUGAGGAAAAAACGGAUACAGACAAAAGUUCUUCUGCAGUGAAACAGAGCAAACCAACUCCUAAAGGGGGGCCUGUAGGUGCUGCUAAAAAGGCAGAUGUUUGUCCCUGGGACUUUGAGGAUAGUACGUCGAGCAAGAAAGCAUGA
Pundamilia nyererei is the source of this 4329-nucleotide messenger RNA. It is a transcript of the gene gpr158a, whose product is annotated as G protein-coupled receptor 158a. The record is from RefSeq and is a predicted model, not a curated record. Gene Ontology annotation, biological process: G protein-coupled receptor signaling pathway. The coding region runs from base 379 to 4329 and encodes 1316 amino acids. Gene Ontology annotation, cellular component: membrane. NCBI's taxonomy places the organism in Eukaryota, Metazoa, Chordata, Actinopteri, Cichliformes, Cichlidae. Gene Ontology annotation, molecular function: G protein-coupled receptor activity. The transcript is spliced from 11 exons.